Molecule: messenger RNA, 3492 nt
Organism: [Torrubiella] hemipterigena
Lineage: Eukaryota; Fungi; Ascomycota; Sordariomycetes; Hypocreales; Clavicipitaceae
Source: the annotation of a GenBank genome assembly
CAACAUUGCAGCGCUAAGGUGUUUUGUAUCAAGUAUACUUUUGGCUCGGCGCCGUUGCCCACACCACUGCUCUCAUUGGCCAGCCUCAAUCAACUAGUAGCCACUCUUGGUCCUGGGGCUGAUCCCCCCCUCUCCCUAAAAGCACCCACGGCGAAACGCCCCCUCUUGAGUGAAAAGCCCAGGCGGCAAAAGCGGUGGUGCACCAACGCUCCUUUUAAUACGCCUGCCCUCCUUCGCCCUCUCAGCCUGGCUUGCGCCAACCAACCGUCCUACCGCCGUGUCCUGUUCAACAAGCAGCGUGCCGCAUUUUCCAGCGUCAUCACCUCCUGCCAUCAAUUUUGGCCCGCCGUCCCGUUUCUACGAUUUUUUCUGCGGGCGACAGUUUACCUGCUAGAGCGUCGUCAUCGCUGCACGACGAAAAACCCUCCGCUCCCCUGUGAGCAGUAACUCUCGACUCCCACCCGACAGCCAGUAUCCUCGACAAAAAUUCACAGCAGUCAUCACCCACUACCAAAAGUCAACAUGGCGGAUCCUUUUGCUCCGCGCACUAUGAAGCGCAAGAACGUGAAAGGCCUUGCCUUGAACUCAAAUGCCCCGCCAAGAUCAUUCAGCGGCCAACAAGUCCCAGAAGAUGAUGGACGAUUGGAGAUUGGUAUCGAAUACAGAUUGGAUUUGAAACAAGAGGACUUAGAGGUCGUCAAAGAGCUCGGCUCUGGUAAUGGAGGAACCGUUAGCAAGGUCAGACACAAGGAAUCAGGCCUCCUCAUGGCCAGAAAGGUCAUCCAUGUUGAAGCUAAGCGCGAGAUGCGUAAAAGAAUUGUACGAGAACUUCAGAUCAUGCACGGAUGCAGCUCUGAAUACAUCGUCAUGUUCUACGGUGCCUUUCUUAAUAGCAACAACGACGUUAUAAUGUGUAUGGAAUACAUGGACUUUGGUUCGCUUGAUCGAGUAACCAAAGUCUUCGGCCCAGUUCGCAUUGAUGUGCUUGGCAAAAUCGCCGUUGCCACACUUGGCGGACUGACAUACCUAUACCAAAACCAUCACAUUAUGCACCGUGAUAUCAAGCCCUCAAACAUUCUAAUCAACUCGAAGGGAGAUAUUAGACUCUGCGACUUUGGCGUGUCUGGAGAACUCAUCAACUCCAUCGCCGAUACCUUUGUAGGCACCUCCACAUACAUGGCGCCUGAAAGAAUCCAAGGUGACAAAUACACUGUCAAGUCGGACGUGUGGAGUUUUGGUCUCACCAUCAUGGAACUUGCCAUUGGAUCUUUCCCAUUCGUCCCUGCUGCAAAGGCUAACGAGGCCAACGAGCCUGGAGAGCCUGGAGAGCCUGGAGAGCCAGAAGAUGAGGAAGAGGAGGAAGACGGAAAGGGACCACGACCCCUCGGUAUAUUGGACUUGCUUCAACGGAUUGUUCAUGAACCUCCCCCAACGCUGCCAGAAUCAGAUGCUUUCCCAAGCAUUUUGACUAACAUGAUUUCGCUAUGUAUGGCCAAACAGCCUGAACAUCGACCAACACCUCAAGCUCUCUUGGAACGCGAUUCCUUUAUCCAAGCUGCGAAGCGAACACCUGUGGAUGUUGCAGCCUGGGCCAUCAGUAUGAUGAAUCGGGAUAACCGCAAAUCGCACCUGCUGCACUCUGGUGCUCCAUCAUUGAGAGAACUGUAUGAAGCUGAGCAAGCUGAACGCAACAGGAUGGGCCCUGCUCAGAUUAUAGCGAGAAGGCAACCAAGAGCGGAAAUCCAAAGACUCCUGACUAAGAUGUCUACACGCCGACCCGCUCCAAGACCGGCGGCUGUGGCUGAUACAAGUUCCGUGAAGACACCUGUGGCGGCCCAUCCACCCCCAUCCGCACGGCAAAUUGUUAGCCCACAACCGUCGCCAAGCUACAGCGAUUCCUCGUCAGGGCCGUCUACAGCCACUGCGGCUACAUUUAGUCUACCUGUUCGAUCAGGUCCUCCUGGCGGACCUCUACCUACACCUCCUGCCUACCCUGUCUCUGAUGAUAUGCGCAGCGACAGAAGUUCUAGAAGCGAAAGGACGGAGCGAGCAGAACGACCAAGACAAGCUGAUAGAUCCAAUAGAUCCGAGAGAUCGGAAAGAUCUGAUCGGACUGAGCGGCCUGCAGUCAGACACAUGCAAUACGGCAUUCCUGCCAACCCUAGUCCUAGCAGCAGGUACUGAGGGCGCAGCGGAAGCUCACUAUCUCAACCUUUUAAAAACAAAUAAACAAACAAAUACGUCUGUCGAAUUGUAAGCAACUACGCCGAUCUUUAGCGCUUCUUUUCUUUUCCUUUUUUUUGUUACUGUUGGGCUGAGAGAAGCUUCUCAGUCGGUCCAUUGAGAAAUUGACGAUAUGGAACAUUGAAUCAGAAGUAUCGCCGGAUGUAUAUUUUUGUUCAGCGAAGAGGAUGGUAGGAACUUUCAUUGAGGAUUUCUUUUAGCGCACAUGAUGCAUUUGAUAAUGUUCAAUAUAUUUGAAGUUUAACGAAUAUCCAAUGUUAGUUAUACUGUAGUAAUGAUGGCGAAUGUUUACUCUAUGCUGGCAACGAAGCCACGCUCUAAGAUAUCUACAAGCUCAUCUAGUUGAGUGAUGGCUAAAUCAGUGCAAUCGUGUUCCUUGAGAUGGGCGUUCGCAGCAUUGGUGAGUAAUACCGUCGCAGCACCGGCAGCUCUACCAGCCGCCAUAUCAUCGAUAGAAUCCCCAACCAUGAUAAGCCCAGUUGCAUCCCCUUGACAAUCCUCGGACAAGAGUCCCCAUGCCUUGGCAAUGUGCAAAAUACCGGCAGGGUGCGGUUUAGGCGGUUCAAAUUCUCGAGUAACCACCGGCGCGAACGGUUUAUGGUUGGUCAGAAAUUUACCGACCAGGUGCUCGACAGGGAGUGGGAAGUUGCGGGUACAAAUAGCCUUUGGAACGGCCUUUGAAUCAAGAUAGCUCAUCAGAGCAUCCAAGCCAGGCUGAGGAGCUUGCUUUACCAUAGCUUCACGCUCGAUGUUCUGGAUCUUUUCAUGGGCGGCUUCCUGCUCUGCCGUAGGCAAGGACUUGAUGUGGUCGAGAAUAUCUACCGAUUUCGAAAUCCCAAGUGCAUCUCGCAUGAGUGGGAACAUGUAAUUUUGCGGCAGGCUAGAGUGUGCCGUCCAUGUCGAAGACGAUGCCUCGGAGCUUGGGUGCGUCUGAAUUUGCGCCUGCUCGUAGAGGAGCAAACUUUCUAGAGGUUUUGGUCGCCAUUGUGCUGGCGAACCGUCUCAUGAGGCUGUGCGUUGGAUGUGCAGUGCAAGCCUCUCGCGCAGUGUUGUAGCCGUGAUGUCUUAGUGAAUGAAGGUUUCUCGUAGCGCUAAAUGUUGGCUAAGGCUAAGUUAGCUCCAACGUGGGCAGCUCGGCCCGCUACGCUGAUGACGUUGGUGGGCGCUUAAGCUACAGGGCGCGCGCCGAAACGUCUAGAUUUACGAGUGGAAGAAACGAAAGUGCAACGGUAGAAAAUAAAAAAUAAU